Messenger RNA from Symbiodinium necroappetens, 1056 nucleotides. The record is from the annotation of a GenBank genome assembly. NCBI's taxonomy places the organism in Eukaryota, Dinophyceae, Suessiales, Symbiodiniaceae.
AUGCUGCGCGCCAUCCACCAGCCCACUCGCGUCGAGCCGGUGACCACUCGGGCACAGGCAGAAAGUCCAGAAAGUCCUAGCAGGGAGCGCUUCGAUGCACGCCUCAGCAGAUUGGAAGACCUCUUCGACCAGCUCCCGACCACUCAGAGCGUCGAGAGCAGCGGCCUCGAGUUGAGCAGUCUUCCGGCCUCCACGGCGCCUCCGAACUCCACCAUGAUGCUCACCUUGAACUGGGUGGAUGCACACUCCGAGUCUGCGAGCUCAGAGAACAUCCGAAGUGCGCUGAGGGAGGUCCCCGUAAAUUUGGUCCGCGUGGACACACUUCCGGAGGGCCGAGGUGCGCUGGGUGCACAGGGCCGGGGAACGGUGUGCUGGCUUGCAUCCACGGACACACCCGCAGCGGAGACGGCGCUUCGGCGUCAGCUGACGGAUCCAAGCAGUGCCUUGCGGCGCUUACUCCCCGGUCUGGUCGCUGAGAGCUCUGCUGUGGUCCCGGCGCCGUUGGCCGCUCUUGCUGUGGGCCAUGCACGGCAGCUGAGUGCCCGCGUGAACAACUUGGAAGAUGCACAGAGACAGCUCGCUGACAAUCUCACCAGCGUCGAGCGCCAGGUGCUGAGCAUGGAGGGCCGUCUGGCAGGCAGUCUGGGCCUCACUGCGCCACUGCAGCGCAGGGGCGAGUCCUCUCCCCUGAACUUGAGCAGCAUCGGCCCACCUGGGCACGGACGCCGAGAUCCCGUGGGAAGUGGCCGGAGCCCCUCGGACCGGAUCGACGUGGACGAAGACGACGCCUCUGUGGACUUCGAUUCCGCCUUCAAUGAGACUGCGGAGGCCAGCCGCCGCAAGGAGGAACAGCGGCAUGCUGCCGAGCAGGCUGCACAAGCGGAGCGCGAGCGCCGACGAGCGGAGGAGGAGUUCGAGCGAAAGCGACGGGAACAGGCUGACGCGGAACGGCGCCGGGCAGAUGCCGCCCGGAAGGAGCGAGAGGAAGCGGAGGAGAAGCAGCGAGAGGAGGUGAGACGCCUCGAGGAGGAAGCUGCAAAACGACAAGCAGAACAG